GUCAUGUCGGAGGAGCUCUUGUGAACGAGCUGCUGAGCCUUUCAGCCCCUCAGGAGACGAAGAAAACAAGAACCCAGAACACCUGCAGAGGCCUCAGAAGCAGAUAUCCUGCAGGAGAUGGCCUCGGUGUGGACCACCACGGUUCUCCUGGUGCCGUGUGUCAUCGUGCUCACAGCCGGAUUGUUCUACCUCUACAACUUCAUUAAGGGUCUGCUGUCCAAAACGUCCGUACGCAAUAAAGUGGUGGUUGUAACCGACGCGUUAUCCGGGCUCGGAAAAGAAUGUGCAGGUGUGUUUCACAGAGGAGGAGCGAGGCUGAUCCUCUGUGGGAAGAGUUGGGAGAAGCUUGAGGAACUCGCCGAUGAACUGGCGAACGCCUCGGACCCAACUGUGACGUUUCCCUCGAAGCUGGUGCUGCUGGAGUUCGGGGAUCUGGACAGCAUGCCGGAGGUGAUCUGUGAGAUCCUGGAGUGUUACGGCUGCCUGGACAUCCUCAUCUUCAACAGCAGCAUGAAGGUCAAAGCUCCUGCGCAGAGCGUGUCUCUGGAGAUGGACAAGUUACUGAUGGACAACAACUACUUUGGACCGGCCACGCUGGCCAAAGGCUUGCUGCCCUCCAUGAUCUCCAGGAGAACCGGUCACCUGCUCCUGGUCAACAGCAUCCAGGGGAAGCUCGCCGUGCCUUUUCGCACCGCGUACGCGGCCUCUAAACAUGCGGUCCAGGCCUUCUUCGACUGCCUGAGAGCCGAGGUGGAGGAGUACGGCAUCUCCGUCAGCACCAUCAACCACACCUUCAUCAGUCGCUCGGCCAACCACACAGAGGCCUCCAGGUCCUUCUGGUCGCUGUUGUACACAAAGAAGCCUCUCGGCGUUUCUCCGGACGAGGCCGCCACCGAGAUCGUGAAGACUUUAAGCAACAAGAGGAACGAGGUGGUCAUCGCUCCCUCGCUGCCGAAGGUGGCGCUCUACGCCAGAUCCCUCUUCCCCGACGUGCUCUUCGCCGUGAUGGCUGCGGGGGUGAAGGACGCCGAGAGCAUGUAGCGCUGCUGGUUCCCAGGACUGUUGCACCCUCUCAUCUAAUUCAUAAUCAAUAUUACGCUCGUCUGUCCUGUUGUGAUGCAAACUCCCCACAUGUUACGUUUAGACCACAAGGUCUUUAAACAUUAAGGUCAUUA
Molecule: messenger RNA, 1175 nt
Organism: Cyclopterus lumpus (lumpfish)
Lineage: Eukaryota; Metazoa; Chordata; Actinopteri; Perciformes; Cyclopteridae
Gene: dhrs7ca
Product: dehydrogenase/reductase (SDR family) member 7Ca
Exons: 7
Coding region: 118-1041 (307 amino acids)
Biological process (GO): regulation of release of sequestered calcium ion into cytosol by sarcoplasmic reticulum
Cellular component (GO): sarcoplasmic reticulum membrane
Molecular function (GO): all-trans-retinol dehydrogenase (NAD+) activity
Source: RefSeq, a predicted model, not a curated record